UGUUGCCAAAAGAUUAUGUGUUCUUCUCAUUUGAGCUAAUCCAGUUAUGGAUGGCACAAGGACUCCUUCAUUCAGAUAGCAAAGAUCCUGAGUCUGUUGGGGAGCAAUACUUCAAUGAAUUGUGGUCUCGCGGUUUACUCGAAAACGUUGAGGAGCAUGCUCUUGGAUAUUGGUUCAAAAUCCAUAGCCUUGUUCAUGAUCUUGCAGUACAAGAGGCUAGGAAAGAACAACAGAACCUGGAAAGUUUGCAUCAGUUGUCAUUUGUCGACUGCAACAAGGAUUUGCACCGGCCGACAUGUGAUAAAAUUUGUGUUCUUUCCAAUCCAGUGGGAGGAGGUGUGGAGCCAAAGAUCAAUCCAGUUCCUCUUUUCAAAUGCAUCACCAAGUUCAAGCAGCUAAGGGUCUUAUACUUAUGCAACUCUUCCUUGGAAGAAAUUCCAACCUCCAUCGACACGCUGAAACGUUUGAGGUACUUAGAUUUGCGAGGGAGCCGACGACUGAAGAGGUUGCCAGAAUCAAUUUGCAAGCUACAGAUCCUGCAGACCCUGAUACUUGCAUUCUGCUCAGAGUUUGAAGAACUUCCCAGAAACAUAAAGAACAUGAUCGGCCUCAGAUUCUUAUGGAUACAGACAAAGCAAGCCCGCUUGGGAAAGGAUGCAAUAGGAAGCUUAACAUCGCUUCGCUUUCUCGCCAUCGGAGGGAGCGAAAACUUGACUCACUUGUUUGAAGAUAUUGACAGACUCAAUUCCCUUCAAACACUGAUCAUUUAUGAUUGCAAAUCGCUGGUAACAUUGCCAAAAGGCAUGAAAAGCUUGAGUACGUUGUUUAAUAUGGCACUAUGGGGGUGUGAGCGGCUGAGAUUGACAUUCCCAAUAGAAAUCAUUCGUCUCAAAAAACUGAUACUCAGAGGACUUCCAGCAUUGACCAAUUUGCCGAUGUGGAUCUAUUAUUCUGUGGAGAAUUUAGAAGUGCUAGAAGUGGGAGAGCUUCCCAGGCUAAGAGCAUUACCUACCUGUCUCGAAGAUUUAUGGGCACUUCGAAUUCUUAGGAUCUCCAACUGUCCUAUGCUGGCGGGAUAUAUGCAUCCUAUUCUACAAAAUUGGAAUAAGAUGAAGGAAUUGAGGAUCACGUUUUGUGGGUUGCUUAGCAAACAAGUUUUGAAGGAAGCCAAUCAACCAGAGUUCGCUACCUCUCGCAUCUUUACCAUUUAUGUGGACUUCAAAAUAAUCAAGCUACGAGUAGCAUCAAAGGACAAGGACAAGGACAAGGACAAGGCAGAAGCUAAACAAACUAAAGAAGUAAAUAAUGAUGAGCGUAAGAGUGAUGCUCAUCAAACUAGAUUGAACAAUGCUGCUGGAGAGGUAUCAAAACAAGAUGGUAUUGGUCUUCCUGGGGCCAGACCAACUAGACAAGAAGAACACGAUGAUCAUCAUGAAGCUAAGAAUAAUGGACAAGCUUUAAAAGCACAACAGCAUAAGGGUAAUAAUGAUCCUCGUUUUGGGACUGAACAACCUUUAAAAGCAGAAGAUCCUAAGGAUAUUGAUGGCACAGUACGGACGGUUCCUAUUAUGGAUGUGAACUCAUCUCCAAGCAACACAUGAUGGAGCAGAAGAAGAUGUAACUACUGAUGAUACUCAUUUUGGGGCUAAACAAACUGAAGAAACUAAAAAGGAUUUAGCUGUGCUACUCAUACUCCAUACUCAUACUCAUAUUGAUGUUACCAAAAUUGAAGCAGAAGCAACACAUUUUAUUUUAAAACUUCCAUACGAUAGGAAGUGUUA
Molecule: messenger RNA, 1781 nt
Organism: Cucurbita pepo subsp. pepo (vegetable marrow)
Lineage: Eukaryota; Viridiplantae; Streptophyta; Magnoliopsida; Cucurbitales; Cucurbitaceae
Product: putative disease resistance protein RGA1
Molecular function (GO): ADP binding
Source: RefSeq, a predicted model, not a curated record